Hordeum vulgare subsp. vulgare (domesticated barley) is the source of this 1376-nucleotide messenger RNA. RefSeq lists its product as uncharacterized. Gene Ontology annotation, molecular function: zinc ion binding. Bases 63 to 1133 code for a protein of 356 amino acids. The record is from RefSeq and is a predicted model, not a curated record. The transcript has 3 exons. Lineage: Eukaryota; Viridiplantae; Streptophyta; Magnoliopsida; Poales; Poaceae.
GGAGUAACAGGGAGAUCAUGUCCCCUGGUCCAUUAUGCAUAAUGAGUUGAUCGCAAGUUGAAAUGGACCCUCCUGGACCAACAAAGGAUGAAGGUGUUGGAUCUAAGGGCGAAAUGGAUCUCCCGGUUGCCGAUCCUGGACCGGUGAGGGAUGAAGGUGAGCUACUCCGGUGCCCUUUUUGCGAUUCCGAAGCGGUGUACAAACUAGCGCAGUUCUUGCUCCCUGGUUUGGCUGCGGUCUGUGUCGACGGUACAACCGGUGAUCUGUUCAGGAGCCCAUCUGAUGUUGCCGUUGACCUGAGAAAGGAAAUGGUGGACAGCAUCACACAGAGAAGUGAAACGUUCAUAGCCGAAACUGAGGCGGCGGAACAAAACGGUGAGAAUGAAAUGUCGGAUGACCCUUACGAGAUCGUGUCGAUCUUCAUGGACGAUUUCAGUCGCACGAAAAGGAACAUCAUCGGGCAUGUCUCCGGGUGGUUGCUGAGCGACAGCCGCGAGGACAAGAUCGAUGACUUUGUGCAAGAAAUGGAGAUGACCCGGUUCUGGCCGUUAGAGAGGAGGGAAGCGAUCGCCGAGGUCCUCCUCAGGAACGUGGACAUUAAAACAAAGUUCCAUUGCCCUGACAAAUACGAAAACGAGGCACGUCUUGCUGAUCACAAGGCACAGUGUAGCUUCAGGCCUGUCACUUGCCCAAACGAGGGAUGCCGGGCAAAGGUCUCCGUUCGUUGCAUGCAGGACCAUGAUGCAGCUUGCCUUUUCAAGAUCCUUCAGUGUGAGCAGAACUGCGAGAAACGGCUUCUGAGGCGUGAUAUGGAUAGACAUUGUGUCACUGUCUGCCCCAUGAGGCCCAUGAAGUGCCCUUUCGGCUGUGAUUCUUCGUUCCCUGAACAUACCCUCGAGGAGCACUGUUCAGAGAGUCUCCAGCAACACCUGCUUAAGGUCCUUCAGGUGAUUCACAAGAAUGAUUUUACAACUGAGGAGCUAAAGGACAGUGCUUUACGGCUGGAGAAGUGUGAAGAUCGUGGUAAACUGUGUAAAGCUCGGGAUGCAAGAUCUCUUGCUAAUAUUGUGAAGGAUGUUGAAGCAAAGAACUUUCAAUGUUGUACUGUGUCUCAUGUAACAAUUGCCGGUUGACAUGGGAGGCGUGCAGAUAAAGAUCACCAUGGAACAGAUAUGCACAUCGAGAUCGAGAUUACCAUCAGUUGCCAAAAAAAGGGUUAUACCGUAUGGCACUUGUAUAAACUAUUUAUGAAAAAUUAUCCCUUAUAUGCACCCUUCUUUUCAUGGUAGAUCUUUUAAGUAGGGUGAUCUUUAAAUAUUGUAUUUGUCCCCAAUAUUUGUAACAUCACAUGACAAGUAUAUUUAGUGGUGGGUGAC